CUGCAGGCAACCAGCUGCAAACAGUGGAACAACGAAGAGAAGUGCUGCAGUGAACGGAGCCGAGGAGCGCCCAAGCUGCUGCUCGAUAUUCUUCACAGAAGGACCUGCUUGAUGGAUACACUCCAGUGUGGCAGCUGAAUGCAAAAGAAAGGAUUCUGCUGUCUUCAAGAGAAAUCUGUGGAAUAAUGUGGAAGAUAAUGACAUGUUUGAGGCUCUGAAAUAUCAGAGAAAAUGGAGUGAGGGGGAAAUAACCAAAUGUAGUGGAAGUAAGAGACAUGCAGCAACCCGGAGGAGGCCUCCAGCAGAGUGCUCUUGGUGGAGCUAUUAUCUCAGGGACACGCUUUCAGUCUGAGGAUGGAACAAGAGGAAUCUGUCCUUGACCAGAGGAUUACCAAUACUCAAACACUGCACAAAAAGCAAAAAGGACAAUAGAUAGGUCCUUUUGAUUUUAAGACUGAUACAAAGAAAAUGCCAUUCGUGGACUACAGAUGAAUUUGGACAGCAUAGUCAGGGUCUCGUGAUUUUUUUUUUGCUGUCACCUCUACCACCACUGGCAGUAAAAAUGGGCUCCGUUACUUUUAAUGUAAAGCCGCUUUAAAAUAAUUCCUGCAAAGAUGUUGUGUGAUGAUUAAGUCAUCCAUCUGAGGCCCUGUGGAGAAAUGUCUAAUGGAAAGAUGCACUCGCCUGUUAAAAGAAGAUGUAUGAAAAACUGGCUUCCAAAAACUACAAUCAUGUGCUGCAGACAAGGCAUUUCAGUCUGUCUUCCUCUCCCCUCUGUCUUUCUACUCCUUUUCUCCCUGGUUACACCCGCUCUGUCCAUUCACAUGGAGUCCAUAGAGAGCCACAGUGAGUUCAGCUGUGAGCCCAUCAGACUGAGAAUGUGCCAGGAUUUGCCUUACAACACCACCUUUAUGCCCAAUUUACUGAAUCACUACGACCAGCAAACGGCUGCACUCGCCAUGGAGCCUUUUCAUCCCAUGGUAAACCUGGUGUGCAGUGCAGACCUGAGGAUGUUCCUGUGUGCCCUGUAUGCCCCUGUGUGCACUGUGUACGGCCAGGUGUCCAUGCCAUGUCGAACGCUCUGCCAGAGGGCCAAAGAUGAGUGCAACAAACUCAUGGAGAUAUUUGGACUGUCAUGGCCAGAUGACAUGGAGUGUAGCAGGUUCCCAGAUUGUGAUGAGCCGUAUCCUCGCCCAGAAGACCUGCAAACAAAUUCUGACCCUACUGACCAGUCAUCCAUGACCGUCCAAAGAGACUAUGGUUUCUGGUGUCCCAGAGAGCUCAAAGUUGACCCAGACCUCGGUUACACAUUCAUGGGCAGGAGGGACUGUUCUGCCCCCUGCCCCUCAAUGUUCUUCAACCGGCAGGAGCUGACCUUCAUCCGCUACUUUGUAGGAGUGGUUUCCAUCGUCUGUCUGUCGGCAACGCUCUUCACCUUUCUGACAUUUCUCAUCGAUGUUACCAGGUUUCGAUACCCUGAAAGGCCAAUAAUCUUCUACGCUGUGUGUUAUGUCAUGGUGUCGCUGGUUUUCUUUCUGGGCUUUCUGUUGGAGGACAGGGUAGCUUGUAAUGCAGUCAGCCCCACCCAGUUCAGAGCCUCAACCAUAACACAGGGCUCACAUAACAAGGUAUGCACCCUGUUCUUCAUGGUCCUGUAUUUCUUCACCAUGGCUGGCAGCGUGUGGUGGGUCAUACUAACAAUCACUUGGUUCCUGGCCGCUGUGCCUAAAUGGGGCAGUGAGGCCAUUGAGAAGAAAGCCCUCCUCUUCCAUGCGGUGGCCUGGGGGCUCCCAGGGGCCCUGACUGUCACCCUGUUGGCCCUGAACAAAAUUGAAGGAGAUGGGAUCAGUGGAGUGUGUUUCAUAGGGCUGUAUGACAUCGAUGCCCUGAGGUGGUUUGUUCUGGCACCGCUUUGCCUCAAUGUGGCAGUUGGUGUCUCUCUCCUCCUAGUGGGAAUUGUUGCUCUGAACCGUGUACGCAUGGAGAUCCCUCUGGAGAAAGAGAACCAGACCAAACUAGUCAAGUUUAUGAUCCGUAUGGGAGUGUUCUCAGUGCUCUACCUGGUCCCUUUGUUGACUGUGAUUGGGUGCUACCUGUAUGAGCACACCUACAGGAGCAUCUGGGAGACAACAUGGAUGGAGGAGAACUGCAGGCGUUAUCACAUCCCCUGUCCCUACAAGGUGGAGCAGACCAGUCGGCCAAACAUGAUUUUGUUCCUGAUAAAGUAUCUGACAAUGCUAGUGGUGGGAAUCCCCUCUGUGUUCUGGGUGGGCAGCAAGAAGACAUGCUUUGAAUGGGCCAGCUUUCUGCAUGGACGCAGACGAAAAGACAGUGGAGUGAAUGAGUCUCGUCAGGUGCUGCAGGAGCAGCCAGACUUCGCCCAGUCCCUGCUGCGGGAGCCAAACACCCCCAUCAUCAGGAAGUCCAGAGGAACAUCCACUCAGGGCACAUCUACCCAUGCCUCUUCCACCCACUUAGCUGCCCUAGAUGACUUGGAUGAACCAAUCAGAACUCACCAUGGCCACACUGCCUCCACCAAGAGUAAGGCUGGCAGUGUCCACAGCAAAGCUAGCUACCAUGGCAGCCUGCGGCGAACUCGUGACGACAGGAGUGAUACUUUGGUUCACAGAGGUACAGAGCAGCGCAGUUACCAUGGAAGCAUGCCGCGUCUAGACCACCCGCUCUCCACUCACAGCAGCCUUCAUCAGUUAGAUAGCCACUCGAAGCACGGCAGCCAGCGAGACGUUUCUGAACCCCCGCCAAUCCUCAACACCCACGGAACCACGGCGAGUGAGAACCAAGUGGCGGAGAACGAGGGCACCAGCGCCUGAGAGGAGUCUUAACAUCUGCAGUGAACUGUUGUUACAAUGCUGCUAAAGCCUUUCAAAGAUCUGCCCUUAACAGAAACACUCACC
Cheilinus undulatus (humphead wrasse) is the source of this 2915-nucleotide messenger RNA. Its product is annotated as frizzled-3-like. Bases 660 to 2831 code for a protein of 723 amino acids. NCBI's taxonomy places the organism in Eukaryota, Metazoa, Chordata, Actinopteri, Labriformes, Labridae. Gene Ontology annotation, cellular component: plasma membrane. The transcript is spliced from 11 exons. Gene Ontology annotation, biological process: canonical Wnt signaling pathway; non-canonical Wnt signaling pathway. The record is from RefSeq and is a predicted model, not a curated record. Gene Ontology annotation, molecular function: Wnt receptor activity; Wnt-protein binding.